AUGCCGAUGAGUGCGCAACAUCACUUGGAUCUCGAGCCACAAAUUGGCAACCGCGAGUCACACUCGGCUUUUCUUAACGACGAAUUCGAAACGCUUGCUCUGACGCCCUGGUCCUUGCAUUAUAAAAGUUGUGUGCAGCACUUCUUAAAACACGGUCAAUACACGCUCGAGGUGCAAUCUUUGGCCGCGCUAAUCAAUAUCCGCCUGCCCCACCAGCGGAUUUCUCAGGCCGUCGACACCUCGCUGAGACAAUAUAUUCGACGUCUUAUUGUGACGGCACAUGACUCACCAUCUAUCCUGCUGGUUUUUUUUGGUGGCGCCUGGGAGUCUGGCGUGGCCUGCAUCCUUAAAGAAGAGCGGAUGAAUUAUCUCUUCGCAGCGAAAAGUAACGGGUGGGCCUCCACAAAGACCGCUUAUGAUAUCCUGCCCGACGAGCAAACCCCGUUUCUACGGCCAUUGCGCAACCCCUCCGAGAACGAGAUCCAAACGGCCGAGAUACAGUGGAGUGAAUGGUUGGCGAUGCAAGAUUGGAUGGUAGGCGAGCGAAGUCCGUGGUAG
Penicillium manginii is the source of this 558-nucleotide messenger RNA. RefSeq lists its product as uncharacterized. The transcript has a single exon. The record is from RefSeq and is a predicted model, not a curated record. The coding region runs from base 1 to 558 and encodes 185 amino acids. Lineage: Eukaryota; Fungi; Ascomycota; Eurotiomycetes; Eurotiales; Aspergillaceae.